UGUGGUGGCAAAGUUCUACCAACACAUUUUGGCUCUGGAGUUUGCCAUCAAAGAGAUCAAUCAGGAUCCCCAGCUCUUGCCUAACGUCACCCUUGGCUUCCACAUCUACGACAGCUACUCUGAUUCCAAGAUGACCUAUCGCACCAGUCUGGACCUGCUCUUCAAAGUGCACAAGUUUGUCCCCAACUACAUAUGUGGGACCCCCAAAAACCUCAUGGGAAUUAUUGGAGGACUGAGUUCUGACACUUCUUCACGCAUGGCCGAAAUUUUUCAGCUCUUCAAAAUUCCUCAGAUCCACUCAUUUCUGCAGAGAAUUUCCUUCAACAACAGUGCUGGAGAUGAAAUUACUUUAAAUGGUCAUGGAAAGCUAGAGGCUGGAUUUGACAUUGUGAACUUGGUCACUUUCCCAAAUAACUCCUAUAUCAGGGUCCACGUUGGAGAAGUGCACCCACAUACUUCUCCAGGAAAAACCUUCACAAUUCAUGAGGACAGAAUUCAGUGGCAACCAGAAUUUACUCAGUUGCCACCUCUUUCCUUAUGCACUGACCCUUGUCCUCUGGGAUACAGGAAGACAAAGAAGGAAGGGGAGAAAUUUUGCUGCUAUGGUUGCACUCCAUGUCCAGAAAGGAUGAUAUCAAGCCAAAUGGACAUGGAGAAUUGUGUGGUUUGUCCAAAGGAUCAGUUUCCAAACCAAGCUCAUGAUGAAUGCAUUCCAAAGACACUGAACUUCCUCUCCUUUGAUGAACCACUGGGCAUUAUUCUGGUUUCACUGGCUCUUCUUUUUUCCCUGGUUACAGCUUUGGUGUUUACCAUCUUCAUUAAGCAACAGGACACUCCCAUUGUCAAAGCCAACAAUCGCAACCUCACCUACCUUCUCCUUAUCUCACUCUUUCUCUGUUUCCUCUGCUCCCUUCUGUUCAUUGGGCAGCCCAAUAAGGCAACCUGCCUCCUCCGACAAACAGCAUUUGGCAUCAUCUUCUCUGUUGCCAUUUCUUCUAUUUUGGCCAAAACCAUCACAGUUGUUAUAGUAUUCUUAGCCUCAAAGCCAGGAAAUGUAUUUCACAAAUGGAUGGGGCAAAAGUUGGCCUAUUCUAUUAUCUGCUUCUGCUCCUUCUUUCAAGUAGUUAUUUGUGCUGUUUGGCUUGGCACUUCUCCUCCGUUUCCAGACUUGGACAUGGAGACACUCCUUGGAGAAAUCAUAGUAGAAUGUCAUGAAGGCUCCGUCACCAUGUUUUACUGUGUCUUAGUCUACAUGGGCUUCUUGGCCCUUCUCAGCUUCACUGUGGCCUUCCUAGCCAGGAAGUUGCCAGACAGUUUUAACGAAGCCAAGUUCAUCACUUUCAGCAUGUUGGUUUUCUGCAGCGUUUGGCUGACCUUUGUGCCCACCUACCUGAGCACCAAGGGGAAGUACAUGGUGGCCGUGGAGAUCUUUUCUAUCCUGUCUUCCAGUGCUGGCUUACUGGGCUGCAUCUUCAUCCCCAAAAUCUAUAUAAUUAUAUUGAGGCCCCAGCUCAACACUAGAGAGCAUUUAAUACAUAAGAAAUAG
Python bivittatus (Burmese python) is the source of this 1546-nucleotide messenger RNA. The record is from RefSeq and is a predicted model, not a curated record. Lineage: Eukaryota; Metazoa; Chordata; Lepidosauria; Squamata; Pythonidae.